AUGGGGGAAACAAAAAUUAUCUACCACCUCGACGAGCAGGAGACCCCCUACCUGGUGAAGCUGCCCGUCGCGGCCGACCGGGUCACUCUGGCGGACUUUAAAAAUGUCCUUAACAAGCCCAACUACAAAUUCUUCUUCAAGUCCAUGGACGAUGAUUUCGGGGUGGUGAAGGAGGAGAUCUCCGAUGACAACGCCAGGCUGCCUUGCUUCAAUGGCCGAGUCGUGUGCUGGCUGGUGUCUGCGGAUGGUGCACAGUCAGACGGUGGCUCUGUGUGUGCUGACAGCCAAUUGGACCUGCCCCCUCCCUUGGAGCGCACCGGGGGCAUCGGGGACUCCAGGCCUCCAUCGUUCCAUGCCAAUGCUGCAGCCAGUCAGGACAACCUGGACAAUGAGACAGAGACGGACUCGGUGGCGUGCGUGCGGCGAGAGCGGGAGAGGCCUCGCCGGAGGGACACGGGUGGUCGCAUGAAUGGACACUCGCAGCGGGCGGAGAUGGGGGGCUAUGAGAGCUCCUCCACCCUGAUGAGCAGUGAGCUGGACACCACCAGCUUCGUGGACUCGGAGGAGGAGGACGCAGCCAGCAGGUUCAGCAGCUCCACUGAACAGAGCAGCUCCUCCCGCCUGAUGCGGCGGCAUCGCCGUCGGCGGCGGAAACCCAAAACCCCCCGCAUGGAAAGGUCAUCGUCCUUCAGCAGCAUCACUGAUUCCACCAUGUCUCUGAACAUCAUCACAGUCACCUUAAACAUGGAGAAGUACAACUUCCUGGGCAUCAGCAUCGUGGGGCAGAGCAACGAACGAGGAGACGGGGGCAUCUACAUCGGCUCCAUCAUGAAGGGGGGAGCGGUGGCGGCGGACGGCCGCAUCGAGCCCGGGGACAUGCUCCUGCAGGUGAAUGACAUUAACUUCGAGAACAUGAGCAACGACGACGCGGUGAGGGUACUGCGGGAGAUAGUGCACAAGCCGGGUCCCAUCACGCUGACUGUGGCUAAGUGCUGGGACCCAAGUCCUAGGGGCUGCUUCACCCUCCCCCGCAGUGAGCCAAUCCGGCCCAUUGACCCGGCCGCCUGGGUGUCCCACACCGCCGCCAUGACAGGAGCAUACCCCGUCUACGGCAUGAGCCCUUCCAUGAGCACCAUCACGUCCACCAGCUCCUCCAUCACCAGCUCCAUCCCUGAGACGGAGCGCUUCGACGACUUCCACCUGUCCAUCCACAGUGACAUGGCAACUGUUGCCAAGGCGAUGGCCUCCCCUGAGUCAGGGCUGGAAGUGCGGGACAGGAUGUGGCUGAAGAUCACCAUCCCGAACGCCUUCAUCGGAUCGGACGUGGUGGACUGGCUGUUCCGCCACGUGGAGGGCUUCACCGACCGCCGCGAGGCGCGCAAAUACGCCAGCAACCUGCUGAAGGCCGGCUACAUCCGCCACACUGUCAACAAGAUCACCUUCUCUGAACAGUGCUACUACAUCUUUGGGGACCUUUGUGGCAACAUGGCCCACCUCUCCCUGCAAGAGCAAGACGGCUCCAGUGGAACGUCAGACCAGGACACUCUGGCCCCGCUCCCCGUACCUGGGGCGGUGCCCUGGCCCCUGGCUUUUCCCUACCAGUACCCCAUCCCGCAGCCCUACAGCCCCCACCCCGCACUGGAGCCCUACGGAUUUCCCGCAGUGGGGGGCAGCGCCGGCAGCCAGCCAAGCGAAGGGAGCCGUAGCAGUGGCUCGAAUCGCAGUGGCAGCAAAAAGGAUACGAAGCCGGGACCAGGAGCGGCGGAGUCCAAAUCGGGCGGCAGUGGCAGUGAGUCGGAGCCUCGGCGAGAGAGGGCGCCCAGCGAGCGCUCCGCAGCGCCUCCCAGUGAGCACAGCGUGCGCAGCGCCCAUUCCCACGCUCACAGUCUGGCGUACGGCCCUCCUGGCCUGCCCCCACAGCCCCCGUCGGCAGUCUCCCUAGCCCCCCCUGGAUCCCCCCCCGGCCGUGAUCUGGCCUCCGUGCCCCCUGAGCUGACAGCCUCACGCCAAUCCUUCCGCAUGGCCAUGGGCAAUCCAAGCGAGUUCUUUGUGGAUGUCAUGUGAUCAGUGUCAGCUGACUAGAGGGCCUGUCUCAUUCGUGCUGAGAGAUGGGGGUGUGAGGAAAAAGGUGCGAUGGGAGAGGGGGGGUGAGAGAUGGAUGGAGCGUUACAAUGGCCGUCUGUGCCGCUGCCCCCUUCCCAUCAUCCCCGGCUGCAGCUUGUUGCUGCUACUUUCUUCAGUGAAGAACAAAAAAAAAGCAGCUCUUGUCUUUGUUUUCUCAAGAACCUCUUUCCGAAGUUCUGCGUCCUUCCCGCCAAACACUCUGUCCUGUGUGCCCCCUAGCCUUUGUCAUGUCCCUUGUCCUUUUGUCUCCUGUCCCUGCUCCUCCUGGGUGUCACUUUAUAAGGAGAAAGCAGAGUUCACUUUUCAUUUCUAACGGACUGAAUGUGAUGCGUUUCAUGACCGAUUAAACACAACAAUACCGUGGAUAUAAGCCAAGCUGACUGGUUUACUUUUUACCGUUUUCUUUAUUUUUCCAUAAAAAUGUUAGGGGUGAGAGGAAGAUGUUCUGAGUAAAGGUGACUGUGUUUGAUCUGCUCUGAAGACCUGGAUUAAUUGAAUUGGAGAGGGUAGUGGUUCUUUCUGAUGAUAUGACCAAGUCUUUUCUGGGCUGACUGAGGUACUAUUAACAGCUUUUUCUGCUAACCAGCAGUGAGUUGCCAUGGUAAUGUGCCAUCAGGCAGCUGUGUAGGGUGUGAGUGAUGUUGUCCGGCCCACAGUGGAGAUGUGGCCUUCACACGCCACAUGCAUGUGGAGUAACGGAGAAACGCGAACACGCAGACUGACGGCGGGAGCAAGCUGGUGAAUGCCAGACUUCUCCUUUCCCCUCUCGGCACAUUUCAGAGGUUUUACUGUUUCUUUCUGCAUACUUCAUUAUUAACAUAAAAAUUCUGUAUUCAGUUUCUCAUUUGUAACAUUAAGCCUUUCUGCAUUUUUGUCCUGACUACAUUUAUCUUUGGUUUUUAAUAAUUAGCAGAUAAUGUAUAGCGACAAACAUCCGAUUUCAUACAUACUGUACUGUAUGCUGUUUUAUGGAAAAAUGUUUUUAUUUAUAAACAUAGUUUUAUUGCCUAAAA
Messenger RNA from Paramormyrops kingsleyae, 3137 nucleotides. RefSeq names its product dishevelled segment polarity protein 3b (gene dvl3b). The record is from RefSeq and is a predicted model, not a curated record. NCBI's taxonomy places the organism in Eukaryota, Metazoa, Chordata, Actinopteri, Osteoglossiformes, Mormyridae. Gene Ontology annotation, cellular component: cytosol. Gene Ontology annotation, molecular function: frizzled binding. Gene Ontology annotation, biological process: intracellular signal transduction; canonical Wnt signaling pathway.